Molecule: messenger RNA, 798 nt
Organism: Penicillium lagena
Lineage: Eukaryota; Fungi; Ascomycota; Eurotiomycetes; Eurotiales; Aspergillaceae
Exons: 4
Coding region: 1-798 (265 amino acids)
Source: RefSeq, a predicted model, not a curated record
AUGCUGCCCAACGAAACUCCCCACGACCUGCACGUAGAGGCGGCCCAGCUCGAGACCCGUCUCCAGGACAUCCGGGCGCGUCUGGCCGCCGAUUUCUACCCCAGCCCACCAGCAGAUACCAAGACUUCCUGGAAUGCACCUCAGGACACAUAUAAACAUUCCAAUAAUAAAUUCCAAUCGGACUCUGUGCGCUCCUCCUCACUCCACGCUCUCCUCCUGCUCUCAGACUCCGCCCUCCCACUGGGCUCCUUCGCCUACUCCAGCGGGCUGGAGUCCUAUCUCGCGCACAACAAACCCCGACGCACACACACCGUUUCCUCCUUCCACCGCUUCCUCCGCCUCUCCAUCGCCUCCAUCUGCAGCACCUCCGUCCCCUACGUGCUGGCAGGCUACCGCCAGCCCUCGACUCUUGAAACCCUCGAUAACGACCUCGACGCCUUCGCUGGUUCGGAGCAACUCCAUGAUAAUAAUAAUAAGGACGCCGAUGUCGGCGUCGCGGUGUGUGCUAUCGACGACUUCUCGGAGGCAUUGAAGUCUUCUGGAUUUGACGAUGCGGAUGACCUCGGUCCCAACGGGCACUUUGCGCCGCUCUGGGGGUGUGCAGCGGUGCGCGCGUCGGUCAUGGGGCCGUAUCAGGCGCAGAGUGUGCUGGCGAGCCAGACUCUGCAGGAUACCAUUAUGAAGCGUAUUCGGCGCGAGUGGCAUACUGAGGUGGAACAGGCUGGACAGGUUGUCCCGGCGCUGGAUCUGUGGGUUGGACGCCAUGAGUUAUUGUAUAGUAGAAUCUUCAAUUCAUAA